AUGCAAAAUCCUGGAAGAUAUGGCUCCGGCUCCGGCUCCGGCUCCGGGUACAGCCGUGACAGUACUAAUAACUUUGGCGGCAGCGGCAGCGGCCUGAACAACUUUGGCGGCGGCGGCAGCGGCCUGAACUACUUUGGCGGCGGCGGCAGCGGCCUGAACAACUUUGGCGGCGGAGGAGGAGGCGGCAUAAACAUAUAUCGGAUCGAUCCGUCUAUGAUGGGGCAGUGGCAGUAUAAAUGCAUCUUUUGCUCUCAAACUUUCAAUUCGGGUCGGGCAUUGGGUGGUCAUCAGAAUGCCCACCGUUUUGAGUCGCGUGACAACAUUAACAUCAUUGGACGGUCGCCUCAUGUCCGCGUGCCCCGCCAGCGGAGUCAGAUCACGGCUCCUCGUGACCUGGGUUCUGGCCCAGACCCGAGAUUUCAUUCUCGGGCUGGCGGGUAUUACCCUUCUUUUAAUUACCCGUUCGUGAAUUAUUAUCGUGGUCUUCUUCUUCAGCAGCAAAUGGCGGCCGCGGCUGGUGGUGGUGGCGGUAGUGGUGGUGGCGGCGGCGGUGGUGGUGGUAGCGGUGGUGGUGGUGGCGGCGGUGGUGGUGGUGGUGGCUCACAUGGCGGCCAAACUGUUCCUGUUUCUACUACUGGUGUUGAUCUUGGUUUAGUGCAUAAUCAGGAGAUGGAUUUGGAUUUGGAGCUAAGGCUUGGAAUUGGGAGUAGGAAUUGA
This is a messenger RNA of Impatiens glandulifera, 717 nucleotides long. Its product is annotated as keratin, type II cytoskeletal 1-like. The transcript has a single exon. The record is from RefSeq and is a predicted model, not a curated record. Bases 1 to 717 code for a protein of 238 amino acids. Lineage: Eukaryota; Viridiplantae; Streptophyta; Magnoliopsida; Ericales; Balsaminaceae.